CGCAUAAUCCGAGCACUGUUGCUUGAAUCAACGUGAAAAAGUAGUGUUCGAAGUUCAGUUCGUGAAAAAACUAUAAAAUAGCCCUAAAAACUUUCUAUUUCCUUGUAAAACAAGAGAAAUUAUAUUCCGAUUACGCGGCUACUUUGGAAUAGCGUGAAAUUCUAACGUUCAAGGCGCCGAAGCUGUGUUUUUCUUCGUUCACCGAGGUUAUGUUCGCGCGUUUUCAUUACUGAAGGAAGGAGAAAGUUGCAACUGAAAAAAAAAACCAAAACAAAGGUGGUAUCGAUUGGGAAGUUUUGAUUGUGAAGCGAGUCUUUUGGAUCGACCAUGUUUGGUCCCAAGCAGGGAGGAUUCGGUCAGGCAAGUGCUGCCGGCGGCUUCGGCUCUUUCGGAACCAACACGGCGACGGCCAGUCCGUUCGGUCAGACGAACACCUUCGGAAAACCAGCGACGACGGGAACAUUCGGGGCUGCAACCGCCUUUGGCCAGCAGGCCACACCUUCGCUAUUCGGCCAAGCACAACCGGCCGGAGGAGGCCUAUUCGGUGCCAACACUACUGCGGCGCCCGCCUUCGGGGCACCGGCCACCACCCAGUCGGGUUUCGGAGCUUUUGGGCAGCCUCAGCAGCAAGCCACGUCUUUGUUUGGCACUCAAAAUAACACAGCGCCGAAUACGUCUUUGUUUGGAAGCAACAAUAACAACUCCGCUUUUGGAGCGGCUAAACCGACUGGGUUCGGAGGAUUUGGCCAACCAGCGGCCCAGACGUCGUUAUUUGGCCAAGCAAGCACCAGUCAAACCACGACAGGAGGGUUUUUCGGACAACCAGCCCAAAGCGGGGGCUUGUUUGGAGCCCAGAAGCCUGCAUUCGGAGCAGCUACUCCGAUUGGUGCGGGAAAUGGAACGGCGGUGGUCAAAUAUCAACAAACGGCCUCUACGGAUACGUUGGUCAAAAAUGGUCAAACGACAACCGUUCAGACUAAGCAGCACUGUAUCACGUUUAUGAAGGAGUAUGAAAACAAGUCAGUUGAAGAACUGCGAAUCGAGGACUAUCAGGCCAAUCGCAAAGGGCCGCAGGCUGGUGCGGCCGGAGGAUUCUUUGGAGUGCAACCAGUGGCCACACCGUUUGGAACAGCUGCAUCUCAACCGCAGUCAUUGUUCGGGCAGAAUACGACGUCUCAACCGAGUACGGGUUUAUUUGGAAGCACGACCAAUACGUUUGGACAGUCUACGGCACCGGCCUUCGGAUCAACUCAAGCAACUGCCUUUGGUAAAUCAUUUGGAACCACGGCCACAACUACCAGCUUUGGAUUCGGACAAACCAACACAAGUACUUUGGGAGGACUCACGGCCAAUAAACCGGCAUUUGGUGCAUCGACAACCGGAUUAUUUGGUCAAACGGCACCUCCAGCUACUAAUACUUUUGGUCAAUCCACCUUUGGAGGUUUUGGAACGCAGAGUCAGACUCAGCCGACUGGAGGUUUAUUCUCUGGAACUACUACGAGUACAGCUGGUGCUACUCCGUUUGGAGGUUUAGGAGCACAAACAACGCAACCUGGGUUCGGCUUUGGGUCAACCACGGCAACUAAUACAACGGGAGGAAGUUUAUUCGGCGCUAAACCAGCGAACACAUUUGGUACGCUUCAGAGCUCGUUCGGACAAAAUCCGACAUCGACGGCCCCAUCGUUUGGUGGAUUUGGCACAACCACCAACACCGGAGGUUCUCUUUUUGGAAGCACAUUCAACAAACAGGCAGCUCCGGGUUUUGGUAUUAACACAGCCACCUCAACGGGAACCUUCGGAGGCGGUUUGAACUUUGCCGCAGGAUCGGGAUCUCUUUUCGGAAACACGGCCAAUAAACCUGGCGGCAUUGGCACUGGAACAGGUCUUUUUGGGAACACUUCCACUCUUGGAACAGGAACUGGUGCCUUCGGUUCUCUCGGCACCGGAGGUUUUGGUACAGGACUCGGUACUAACAUGGGAAUGGGAGUCGUUGGACAACCCACUCAAGCCGCGGUUCCCAUCCACCAACAGAUUCUAGCCAUGGUCACGUCCCCGUAUGGUGAUAAUCCUAUUUUCAAAGACAUAAAACCUCUGACCGGAGCCACGGCUGAAUCACUUAAACCGACAAAUCCAACAGCUCAGAAGGCAAUACUCGAAGGUGCCAAUCAACAGUUCAAAGUUUCCCCCAAAGUCGCCGGGAGUGGUGUUCGCGUGAAGCCCGUUGGGGCAGCCACUCUCUCGAAGAAGUCGUUAUUCGAAGGACUCGAAGAGUAUGACAGCACCUUAGAGGAAUCUUUCUCGCUCAAACCAAACGCCAAACGUCUGAUCAUCAAACCGAAAGCUUCUACACCGACCAUCACGAUUCAAAAUCGUGCAGGACAGCCAAACUCAAUUAACGAUUCCAUCGUUAAAGAAGAUCAUGCCCCCAGAGAAUCGUUUCACAACCAAAUCCCGGUUCAUCCGGUCGAGAGUAACAACCAGGACACGAGUCGCCGCGUUUCUUGGCUCCAGUCAAACGCUCUGGAUAAGGUCCGACAGAACAAUCGCCUCUCGGAAACGGUUCUGGAAACAACCAUCAAAGAAUUCGCCCCAUCGUCUGCUGCGCAAUCGCUCGUCAAAGAGAACACAUCCAUUGAUUCCGGAUCUUCACCGAGUGGAUCGGGCGGCUCAAUCGUCGGCCUGCAGCAACCGGCCAGUGGCGCUGGAGGUAAAGGCGAGGAUGCUGGCCGAGCAGCUAGCAGUGGAAGUUCGCCGAUCAACAUGAACGAUUCGCUGCUUUCGACGAGCAACCGGUCGUUCCUGAAUGACACCACAGCCAAUGCCACCGGAAUAGGCGAUCUUUCGCUGGCGUCCAACAGCAUCCAGGAGGAGGCAGAACCGCACCCUACGGGAAUCGUGUUGCGUCGUCCGGGCUAUUACACCAUUCCCUCGCUGGAUGACAUCCUGCAGUUGAUGGACGAGGAAGGCCGUUGCGUUGUGCCAAACUUCACCAUCGGACGGAAAGGCUACGGUAAUGUGUACUUCAACGAGUUGAUUGACGUGGCCAAUUUGAAUCUGGACGAGAUUGUCCACUUCCGUCACAAGGAGGUGAUCAUCUACCCGGACGAUGAGAACAAGCCCCCGGUUGGGCAGGGUCUUAACCGCAAAGCACAGAUCACGCUCGAUCAGGUGUGGCCCCAUGAUAAGGCCUUGCACGAACCGAUCAAGGAUCCGCAACGUCUGGCGCGGAUGGAUUAUGAGGGAAAGCUACGCCGCGUGUGCGAUAAACAUGACACCAGAUUCCUAGAGUACCGCCCUGACACGGGAAGCUGGGUGUUCAAAGUGGAACAUUUCUCCAAAUACGGACUGAGUGACAGCGAUGAGGACGAGGUGCCUGUGGAUCCGAAAAAGGCUAAGAUGAUCGGUGCCGGAGACGAUAAGCAUGGUAAAGAAAAGGGAGCCAUCCCAAAAAUGUCGCUGGGAGCCACAGGAUUGAUCAAUCGGGAAAAGGUCGUUGGCCAAGAGGAACUAAGUUAUACGAUGAUGGUUGCGGAUAAUUUGGCACCGACCAGUCCAACAGCCGCAUUGGCUCUUGGGAUGGGUACGGAUUCACACAAGUUGCAGCUGAUGAAGGCUUCAUUUUUCGUGGAUGAUGAUUUCGACCGUAGGUCCAUAAUAUCGGAUAUGACCGAUGGUGGCCGAGACAGUCCCGAUCAGAUGGUUCCCAACAAGCCGUAUUUCGGACUCGGGAGAAACCUCGCCAGUAGCUUGUACAUGAGAAACGAGUCACCAAAAGUAACAGACGUUGAAUCCAUUCAGAUGGAUGAUUAUGGAACUCCAGCGCCACUUUUCACAACAUCUACGAGUAAAAACUUCCAGGAACAACAAAAAACCAAGCUUGCCAUUUUUUCGGAAAUCCCUCGUCCGAUCGGACCAAAAUCACUCCCCUUGAUCGUCAAGCCCCAAGUGGAAUUGGUUCAUUCGAACAGCAUCGUAAUACCUCUCCAAAAAUCCGUACUCGCCAGAUUUCUGAACAACAAAUCGGAUCUGGCAUUCUUCCAUGGGCGCAAAUUCAAGGUCGGUUGGAGCUUCCCUUCAGCUUUGGUUCAGCUAAACACGGUUGAAAAUUGCGCUUCCCUCAAAAGGGACCAAACAAUGCAUAUUGGCGAUCUGCAUCGUUUCUUCGCGGGACGUACCAGCAAUGACUACUCCCCGGCUGCACUGCAAAUGCUCAGCAUCCGAUCGUCUGACGAAAUUCCCCAAUUCACUAAAACCGUAGAAGCGCAUCUAAAGAUUCAGCUGAAGUACGACACUGUUCGUAAGGUUCCUGGCAGUGAUUGUCCGCAUUACGUGGCCAAUGGAAAACAUGCAGCGCUCGCUGAUCAUUUGGAUAUGGCCCGAUUGAUUGCCACCGGUGGUACCUUUGAGGCUCUUUGCGUAGAGGUUUGGCAACUGUGCGCCGCACUGUGGGGAGCCCGCGAAGAGCUGGAAGACGUUGAAGAAAGCGCUCACAUGAGCAUCAUGUUCCGACGCGAUCUGUUUUCCGAGUGGAUUGAGGAGGUCGUUACCGAUAUUAGCUCCAAGGAGGUGACAGCAACGUUGAAAGGCAAAAAACAGGAUUAUCUUGAUCAAUUACUAGAGCUGAUUUGCACCCACAAAGUUCUGGAUGCAUGCGAGCUAGCAUUCGAAAAUAACGACAUCAAUCUCUCGAUGCUAUUGGCCCAGAUAUCCGGGGGACCAACGGUUCGUCAACUCGUGCAGCAUCAGCUGAGCUCUUGGCAGGACGUUGAAGCGGAUAAGUUCAUUGACUCGCGUCGGCUUAAACUUUUUAUGCUCAUCGCUGGGAUUCCGUUGUUAUCCUCAACGCACGGAGCAAUCAACAUCUUCGAAAACCUUGGAUGGCUGAAAGCACUCGCUCUACAUCUCUGGUACCUUUGCUCACCAACGGCCUCCAUCACCGAUGCUCUCAUCAACUACGAAAAGUCCUUCGAAUCAAGUGAAUUCUUCGCUCUACCACCAACACCAGCGUAUGCUCCGCGAGUCAAACUUGACAGUCCUAAACCAAUCCACGACAUCCGGUUCCAUCUCCUAAAACUAUACUCCAAGCGUUCCCACCCGUUGGAGUCUCUACUGAACCCCGUCACUCACACGCCAGAUCCGCUCGACUUCCGUCUAUCGUGGUUCUUGCUCCAAAUAUUAGAAACACUCGGAUACCGGCACUGUUCGGAACUGUCCCGAAGUCAACUGCACGUAUCGUUCGCCAGUCAACUGGAAAAUCACGGUCUGUGGCAUUGGUCGAUAUACGUUCUGCUGCAUCUGAGUGACCGAUCACGGCGGGAGUUAGCCAUCCAGGAUCUGCUCUAUCGGUACAUACAACUGACCACGGACAACGACGAGCAGGACGAGGAAUACCUCCAACGGGAGCAGUUCAUCGUCGGAGAAUUGGGCAUUCCGGAGAGCUGGAUCUUCUGGGCUAAAGCUGUACGGGCUGGAUCGCGGUUCGAUUAUCAUCAACAGGCACGGUUUCUGCUGAAGGCCAAGCAGUGGUCCCAAGCGCACGAGGUCAUCAUGGAACACAUCGCGGCGGAUUGCGUGAUCAAUGACGAUAUUCCAUACUUGAAGUCACUGCUAAAUGAAUUCGAGGACGUCAAACAAAUUUCCAACUGGUCCAUCAAGGGUCAAAUUUUGAAGGAUUUUAUCGAGCUGAACGAGAAAUUCGACCUGAUCCGGGACGCAAUCGACGAUGAGGUGGCCGAGGUCCGUCUCGAGGAGCUAAAGCCCAAGUUGUCUGACCUUUGCUCGGUGAUAAAAAUGUUCCCCUGUCCAACGCCGAAACAUCGGCUGUGCCAGAGCGAAAUCGCCCAGCGGUUAGCGUACCUGAUAAGAUCGUUCUUCGCGCAGGAUCCCCGUAUCAACAGCUGUGCGCUGAUAAGAAGCGCACUGGAGAAGCUGCCCCUGCCACAGGAAUACGCCAAAGAGGAAUUGCGGCACAUGCUGAGUGCGUUCCUGGUGGAGGACCUUCGGAAGCAGCAGUAAGAGGACUGAGGUUAGUCGAAUACGUAGGUUUUUAUUCGGUGGAUCGCAACGAGAUAAAAAUGAGGACAACUAAACUAUGCAGGUUAUUCGAGAUAGAGUAUUUCUUAAUUCACUUGUUCAACUACAAUUCAAAUAACAAUUAUGCAUCUGGUUGUUGUUUCACGAGCACGCAUAUACCUUUAAUUAUCUAAUUAUGGCAACAGAAACGUACAAUAGUUUAAAAAGAAGAUAAAGUUUACAGCGCAUUAUUAUAACGUUA
Armigeres subalbatus is the source of this 6274-nucleotide messenger RNA. It is a transcript of the gene Nup98-96, whose product is annotated as nuclear pore complex protein Nup98-Nup96. Gene Ontology annotation, cellular component: nuclear pore; nuclear pore cytoplasmic filaments. Lineage: Eukaryota; Metazoa; Arthropoda; Insecta; Diptera; Culicidae. The transcript has 6 exons. Gene Ontology annotation, molecular function: structural constituent of nuclear pore; RNA binding. Gene Ontology annotation, biological process: protein import into nucleus; post-transcriptional tethering of RNA polymerase II gene DNA at nuclear periphery; RNA export from nucleus. The record is from RefSeq and is a predicted model, not a curated record. The coding region runs from base 328 to 6015 and encodes 1895 amino acids.